This is a messenger RNA of Plasmopara halstedii, 873 nucleotides long. RefSeq lists its product as uncharacterized. Lineage: Eukaryota; Oomycota; Peronosporomycetes; Peronosporales; Peronosporaceae. The transcript has a single exon. The record is from RefSeq and is a predicted model, not a curated record. The coding region runs from base 557 to 766 and encodes 69 amino acids.
UUUCAUUUUCUUUUAUCGAAGAUAAAUUUUCGGUCUGGCUCGAAAUUUGAGCUAGUGCAUAUGAGCCGAUCCUCGCCACCAACAACAGCAAAUUUCGUAAGGUAUCAUUCGCAAAGACGUUGUCAUGUUUAGAAAAAACCAUAGGAAGUCGAUGGUAACGCUUUUCUAUGCUAAAUUUGGAGGAUUCUGGUGCUUCGCCUCCCACAUAAGUGUAGGAUUAGCACCCUAAAAUUCCUGUCCUUCACGAAAACGUAGAUAAAGAUGACAAAUCUCAGUAAAAUUAGGCAAUUACAUCAUAUUUUUAUAUGGUGAGGACAAUCGACAAAAUUUCACCUACUGAUGAACUAAGCAGAAACUCGAAGCAGCAGCAUUCAAGAAAGCAGCAAGCCAUGGAAUGUGGCAAUCAAAUGGCCUUAACGUUGCCAUGGUCCAGUAAUAGCGGCAAGCAGAAUGCAUAGUGAGCAUUUCUAAAUUGUAUCAAACAUUUGAUUAAAUCUUCGCCAUCCACACUUCAACUGUAAUUCCCAGAUUUUUGCCAUAUAUUAUAUAAUAAUAUAUGGCAAGUACAUGGGUUUUGGGUACAAAUAGGUGGGUUUUGGUCAAAUUGAUUGAGACUUUGAUGGUUUCGCUUUUUGAUGUGCUUCUGCGUUAUCGAGAGACGAAUCGUUACUUGGCAAGCCGUGCCCUUAAAAAUUGUCUCGAAAAGGGUUUUUGCACCAGUCGAUUUGACGCAGGCUUGUUACGUCUUGUAUUGCUUAAAGCAUGAUGGUUGAUGCUCUGGGUCAAAUGCAAGUUUACUAAAGUUUGCUUCCGUCUCAUUUUCCUGCCACUUUAUAAUGCCGCAAUCUCGAUCUUGAUUGCGGGCAUAUUCUU